AUGGCAAAGCUUUAUGCCCUCUUUUAUUGUUUAGUGAUUCAUGUUUCUGAGAACUCUUCUAGAAAUUUUGAAAAAUGCAUUUUCAAAACUGAUACCUGUGGAUGGACUACGCACGCGUCAUUUGUCAGGCCUGACCAUCGUUCCGUAUAUUGUUUUUAUUCAAAAUUAGAGACAAUCAAAUUUGUUUGCGGCACACGUACAAUUUAUCAAGGUGGCGAUUUGUGGAGUCGUAAAGUGGUUCGAUCGAUCAAUUUGACAGGAUUCCCUGAGUACACCAGAGACCAAGUGGAGCAAUUAGAAGACAGAUAUGUUUUGGCGAUAAAUAGUUUCCGACCGGAUGUUGGAAAAUAUCGCUACUAUGUGAGCGACAUCAUCAGUCCAAAGGUUCCUCUGUCGGUAGAUUUCCGCUGUCUUCACUAUUCCCACCUGGUCAUUGGUGACACCCCAUUGGUUGUUGCUUACAUCACGGACUAUAGCAAACCUCAUAAGAUUGUUUAUUACUUAAAUAUUCAUGAAAACUCUCCUUUUGUCAACUUUAGCAGAACGUCAGUAAGACUACCAAUUGGAAGAGAAUUUAAGCUUGUGUUCAGAGCGGUUCAAGAAAACUUAAGAGGACUGAUUCUCAUCGACUAUAUUUCAAUUACAAAAGGACUUUGUGAAGUCUGUCCUCAAAACGAGUUUCGGUGUGACGACUUCCGGGAUGAAUGUAUUCCUCUCAGUAAGGUGUGUGAUCUUAACACUGACUGUUUGGGCGGAGAAGAUGAAAAGAACUGCGAUAGAGAAGCAGUUGAAACAGUUUGCAAAGAAAAUAUGAAAAUGUCACGUAAUAAAACCUGGAUUCUUGACAGCAGCAUUGAUAAAAGUCUAUUUGCUUCCGAUUCAAAUGGUUGUAAGACUGGAGAUUGUUGUCCUUUGUGUGCUUCCAUCGAUUCUGAGUACUCUUGCCCUACUAAUUGUACCUCUUCUGGACUUUCGUUCAAUUGUACGUCUGAUAGUUCACCCGUCUAUACAACCUCUUUAACUGCCUCUGGUUUAGUGCAAGAUGCGUUGGUAUUCAAUGACAGUUUUUCAAAUUUGAGACAAGUGAGUAUCAUAAACUGCAAGCUCAACUUGUUUAAAAUUGAUUCUAAACUUACGAUACAAACAUUAACCAUAAGAAACAGCUCAAUAGGUAUCGUAGAUGUUGACGAACUUACAAGCUCACUUCGGCUUGUGCGUUUUGAUAACUGUAUGUUUGAUAGUGUUAAGUUUACAACAAAGUAUGGAGUUAGAUUUAACUUCUUUGUUCACAGAAGUUCAUUGAGGAAAAUUUUCUACAUUGUCUUUGGAACAGGGGCAUUGAUAGAUUUUUCAGAAACAGCCGGAUUCCCUUAUUCAAUUCCUUUUGAAUUAGUUGGUGUUGGUAUAAACAAUAUACACACUAUAGUUAAUCUUAGUUCUUGUAAUUUGAAAAGGCAACCAUCACUUCCUUCGAGAAUUAUGACGCUAGAUUUGAGCCACAAUUAUCUUUACACGUGGUCUUAUUCCGCUUUCUUUCAAUGUUUGCAUUUACAACAUAAUUUAAUUGAAGAAAUCAAUUUUACCAGCUAUUUAAAAACAUCAGAGGCUCAACUACAUUUCUUAGAUCUCUCCUACAACAUGAUAAAGGUGAUUAGAGAACACGACUUUGUAGAUUUGCCUAAUCUUCUCCAACUUAUAAUGCGGAAUAAUCGUUUAGAAGAUAUUCACGAAAACGCAUUUGCAUUUAUAACAAAACUGCAAGGUUUGGACUUGUCAUCUAAUAACCUUCAUUCUUUAAAUCGAAACCACUUUCUUCGUCUGUCAAAUUUACGAUUCCUUGAUCUGCAGAACAAUAACAUUAAAGUAGUGGAAGGAAUGUUUGAUGGAUUAAUACGUAUUGAAUAUUUAAGAGUGGAUACUUAUACUUUAUGUUGCGCGCAACCUAAAACAGUAGGUAAAAUUCAGUGUACAGCACCGGUGAACGAGAUUUCCUCAUGCAACAAUUUGAUUGACAUUCCGUUACUUAGUACUAUGAUUUGGUACAUUGCUCUUUUCGCUGUUUUUGGAAAUGUUUUCAAUCCAUUUUACAGAGGAAUUUUACAAAUUUCUCAAAACUUCAAAUUCUCUGUUAUCUACGCCAUCAAUUUAGGUGUUGCAGACUUUCUGAUGGGAGUAUAUAUGUUCAUUAUAGCGGGAGCUAAUUUAAAAUUCAGUGGUCGUUAUGGUUUUGAAGAUGAAUGGUGGAGACACAGUCACAUUUGUACUGUUGCUGGUGUUCUGGCGACGCUUUCAAGCGAAGCAUCUGUUUUAUUUCUCCUUUUGAUCACUAUUGAUAGAAUUUUGACUAUACGUUCCCAAUUUUCUCGCGUUAAAAAAAAUAGUUGGAUUUCAAUAGUUAUGUCAACUUUCGUUUGGAUUCUUUCUUUUAUGCUUUCACUGUUACCUCUAUUUGGAGGUGAUUACUUUGAGGAUUAUUAUUCUAGUUCGGGUGUUUGUAUUUCUUUACCGUUAUCGAUAUGCCGUAGGUCUGGAUGGGAAUAUUCUAUGAUAUUGUUUGUUGGCGCCAAUUCUCUUAUUUUCAUUGCAAUCUCUUUGGGACAACUGGUUAUUUUUUGCUACGUUCGACAAAUGAGAAAGGACAACUACUUACGAUAUACGUUACAACAAAGAACUGAAGUAAUAUUGACAAAGACUCUGUUAGCGGUAACAAUCACAGACAUGCUUUGUUGGAUGCCAAUUGGCGUAAUUGGUUUUCUAACUUUCACGGGCUUUGACGUCACACCACAGGAAUACGCGUGGAUCAUUGUGGUUGUACUUCCUAUCAACUCCGCCUUAAAUCCAAUCAUCUACACCGUUUUAAAGAUUUUAAGA
Magallana angulata is the source of this 2871-nucleotide messenger RNA. RefSeq lists its product as uncharacterized. Gene Ontology annotation, biological process: G protein-coupled receptor signaling pathway. The annotation marks the transcript as partial. Gene Ontology annotation, molecular function: protein binding; G protein-coupled receptor activity. The transcript is spliced from 7 exons. The record is from RefSeq and is a predicted model, not a curated record. Gene Ontology annotation, cellular component: membrane. Lineage: Eukaryota; Metazoa; Mollusca; Bivalvia; Ostreida; Ostreidae.